Molecule: messenger RNA, 681 nt
Organism: Symbiodinium pilosum
Lineage: Eukaryota; Dinophyceae; Suessiales; Symbiodiniaceae
Source: the annotation of a GenBank genome assembly
AUGGCAAACAUGAGCUGGCAGGCGCACACCGAGCACAAACUCAACCAGGACCUAAAUGCCGGCAUGAACCGUGGAGCUUCUGAGAACAAUGGCAUUGAGCGUCCGCCGUGGUACACAAAGGAGUGGCCCAAGGACUGUCAAUACAACUCCCCUGGAUGCACGCUGGACGACAUGGAGACCUCCAACCACAAGUCGGACAUCCACAAGAACAUGGUGAGGGAUUCUGCCCGCUGGCAUGAAGCGCUUGCGCCAGGUGUGCAGUCCAUGAGAUUCAGCUUCCUACAGGCAACUGAUGAGGACCUUGCGGAAGUCAUCGAGAAGCUUAAAGGGAACCAGGACGUGACUGAGCUUGACCUCUCGCACAACCACAUCAAAGACUCAGGCAUACAGGCCUUGGUUGCAGCCCUUGCGGCUGGAGCCGCCCCAAAGCUGCGCGAACUCAGAGUGUACAGUAACGACUUCGGACAGCUGGGCGAGACGAUGCUCACGCAGGGCCUGCCCGUCUUCAGAAAGGACCUGCAGGUGCAGUGGAAGGAGCCCAGUUGGGCAAAAAUUGUGCGGGAGGAAACCUCCAAAAGCACCCAGGCGCGCUCUCUGAAAUCUCUUGCGGCAAUUAUGGGUUUGAGGUGGUUUAGGGUUUGGGAGAUUGGUUGGUCAAGGGUUUUGGGGUCUAGGCUUUAG